This is a messenger RNA of Grus americana (Whooping crane), 5706 nucleotides long. RefSeq names its product myosin ID (gene MYO1D). The transcript has 23 exons. Gene Ontology annotation, cellular component: myosin complex; cytoplasm; actin cytoskeleton. NCBI's taxonomy places the organism in Eukaryota, Metazoa, Chordata, Aves, Gruiformes, Gruidae. The record is from RefSeq and is a predicted model, not a curated record. Gene Ontology annotation, molecular function: ATP binding; actin filament binding; microfilament motor activity. Bases 248 to 3274 code for a protein of 1008 amino acids. Gene Ontology annotation, biological process: actin filament organization; vesicle transport along actin filament.
GGCGGGGCAGCGCGAGCCCGACCGUCACCGUCGCCGUCAUGGCGGAGCAGGAGAGUCUGGAGUUCGGUAAAGCGGACUUUGUGUUGAUGGACGCCGUUACCAUGCCCGAGUUUAUGGCUAAUCUGCGUCUGCGUACCUGAAUGCUGUAAUGUCAGAGUGGAAGGAACAUAAUGGAUCAUGAAGUCAGUUGCUGGUCAGUGCUGGAAGCCAAAUCUUCUAAACACGUCCGUAAAAUAAGUUCAGCGAUAUGCAGCGAGGCUCACCUGUCCUUGCAGCUUCUGUUGAAACGCCCUUCCAGGACUGCUCCCCUGAUGGCGAGCUGUCCCUGUCAAGCCUGUGUUGGCCAGGGUUUGAAAAAGGACGGAUUUAUACAUUUAUUGGGGAGGUGGUCGUCUCCAUGAAUCCUUACAAAAACUUGAACAUCUAUGGGCGUGACAUGAUUGAGCAGUACAAAGGAAGGGAAUUGUACGAGAGGCCUCCUCACCUCUUCGCAAUUGCUGAUGCCGCUUACAAAGCGAUGAAGAGGCGAUCAAAAGACACCUGUAUUGUAAUAUCAGGUGAAAGUGGGGCUGGGAAGACAGAGGCCAGUAAAUAUAUUAUGCAGUACAUCGCAGCCAUUACCAACCCCGGUCAGCGAGCAGAGGUGGAAAGAGUGAAGAACAUACUGCUGAAAUCCAACUGUGUGUUAGAGGCCUUUGGCAAUGCCAAAACAAACCGUAAUGACAAUUCCAGCAGGUUUGGAAAAUACAUGGAUAUCAACUUUGAUUUUAAAGGAGACCCGAUAGGUGGGCAUAUCAAUAAUUACUUACUAGAAAAGUCUCGUGUGAUCGUGCAACAGCCGGGAGAACGAAGCUUUCAUUCUUUUUACCAGCUCCUCCAGGGGGGUUCUGACCAGAUGUUACGUUCUCUACAUCUUCAGAAGGAUGCAUCUGCAUACAACUAUAUCUGUCCUGGAGCGCAGCUAAAGUGUUCCAUCAAUGAUGGUGCAGAGUUCAAAGCAGUAGCUGAUGCCAUGAAAGUGAUAGGCUUCAAGCAAGAGGAGAUUCAGACUGUCUACAAAAUUGUGGCAGCCAUUCUUCACUUGGGGAACUUGAAGUUUUCCGUGGAUGGUGAUACGCCGGUAAUAGAAAACAGCAAGGUUGUGUCGAUCAUCGCAGACUUGCUGUCAACAAAAUCUGACAUGGUGGAGAAGGCUCUUUUGUUUCGAACUGUAGCUACGGGUCGGGAUGUCAUUGACAAACAACAUACUGAACAAGAAGCCACCUAUGGCAGAGAUGCCUUUGCAAAAGCUAUAUACGAGCGCCUCUUUUGUUGGAUCGUGACACACAUCAAUGAUGUGAUUGAAGUGAAGAACUAUGACACUACAAUACAUGGGAAAAACACUGUCAUUGGUGUCCUGGAUAUCUAUGGCUUUGAAAUAUUUGACAAUAACAGUUUUGAGCAAUUUUGCAUUAAUUACUGCAAUGAAAAGCUACAGCAGCUCUUUAUUCAGCUGGUUCUAAAGCAGGAGCAGGAAGAGUACCAGCGAGAGGGAAUUCCCUGGAAGCAUAUUGAUUACUUCAACAAUCAGGUCAUCGUCGACCUGGUAGAGCAGCAGCACAAAGGGAUCAUUGCCAUUCUGGAUGAUGCCUGCAUGAAUGUUGGGAAAGUUACAGACGAAAUGUUCCUCGAGGCUCUGAAUAAUAAGCUAGGGAAGCAUGCUCAUUUCUCCAGCAGAAAGCUUUGUGCGACUGACAAAACGCUGGAAUUUGACCGAGACUUUCGAAUCAAGCACUAUGCUGGUGAUGUGAUUUACUCAGUCACUGGCUUUAUUGACAAAAACAAGGACACUUUAUUUCAAGACUUCAAGCGCCUCAUGUACAACAGCUCUAACCCUGUGUUGAAGAUGAUGUGGCCUGAAGGGAAACUGAGCAUCACGGAGGUAACCAAGCGACCUCUGACAGCUGCUACUCUUUUUAAGAACUCCAUGAUUGCACUAGUGGACAACCUGGCAUCGAAGGAACCCUAUUACGUCCGUUGCAUUAAGCCCAACGACAAGAAAUCACCGCAGCUUUUUGACGAGGAGCGUUGCAGGCACCAGGUUGAAUACCUCGGCCUUUUGGAGAACGUGAGAGUCCGCCGAGCAGGCUUUGCCUACCGCCAAACGUACGAGAAGUUUCUUCACAGGUACAAGAUGAUCUCGGAAUUCACUUGGCCAAACCACGACCUCCCUUCAGACAAAGAUGCUGUGAAGAAGCUCAUAGAGUGUCAUGGGUUUCAGCAUGACGUCGCUUACGGCAAGACCAAGAUUUUCAUCCGCACGCCUCGAACUCUGUUCACCUUGGAAGACCUGCAUGCCAAGAUGCUCGUGAGGAUUGUCCUCUUCCUACAGAAGGUUUGGAGGGGCACUUUGGCUCGCCUUCGCUACAAGAGAACAAAGGCCGCCCUCACGAUACUCAAGUAUUAUCGCCACUACAAAGUGAAGGCCUACAUCCAUGAGGUUGCCCGACGCUUUCACAAUGUGAGGCUAAUGAAGGAUUACGGCAAGCACGUGCAAUGGCCCGCUCCACCAAAAGUGCUGCGCCGAUUUGAAGAGGCACUCCAGACCAUUUACCAUAGGUGGAGAGCAGGAGAACUCAUCCGGAGCGUCCCACCAGAAGUCCUACCUCAACUGAGGGCCAAGGUUGCUGCCAUGGAGGUGCUGAAGGGUCACAGAGCUGAUAUUGGCCUACAAAGAGCGUGGGAGGGGAAUUACAUCGCACUGAAACCAGAUAACCCUCAGACCACGGGCUCUUUCAUCCCUGUUGCCAAUGAGCUGAAACGGAAAGACAAGUACAUGAACGUUCUCUUCUCCUGCCACGUCCGCAAGGUCAAUCGCUUUAAUAAAGUAGAGGACAGAGCAAUCUUCAUUACUGAUCGACACCUUUAUAAGAUGGACCCGAUGAAGCAGUACAAAGUGAUGAAGACCAUCCCCCUGUAUAAUUUGAUAGGGUUGAGUGUCUCCAAUGGAAAGGACCAGCUCGUGGUCUUCCACACGAAAGACAACAAGGAUCUCAUUGUCUGUCUCUUCGGUAAAGAGCCCUCUAACGACAGCAGGAUCGGCGAGCUGGUGGGAGUCCUGGCAAGCCACUUCAAGAGGGAGAAACGCGCUCUGCAAGUCAGCGUCACCAACCCGGUCCAGUGCAGCCUGCACGGGCGGAAAUGCACCGUCUCCGUGGAAACCAAGAUUAACCAAUCCCAACCGGAUUUCACCAAGCAUCGUUCCGGUUUCGUCCUCUGCGUGCCGGGGAAUUAGCAUCCCCCCCCGCCCCCCGCUUGGCGCAGCGAGCCCGGAGAGCGAGAGAGCGGAGGAGAGACGGACUGGGGCUUUGAUCGUCCUCCCUGUGCCUUGGACUUUUCAAGGGGGGGAAUUUAGAGAUGCUCAGCUGUGACGUGGUCACGCGCCUAGAAAGAGCUCUAAAGCUAGAGAUUUAGCAAACCCAAAUUCAGGAGAGGGUUUUACUACCACAUGCAACGAAGGCUUAAAAUAGCCAGUGACCUGUAUCCAUCUUACGAACCAGGCCAGAAUAUCAGGAAAGUGCUUCUGAAUUACUCCCAAAAAAAGCAUUUCUAGGUACUUCCACCCUUUCCUCCCAUUCCCACGUUGAUUUUUUUUUUUUUUAAACCCCUCUCCGCUAUUCCCUUCCGUGUUUCUUUUUUUUUUGUGGCUCAUUUUUGCAAUAUUACGCAGCCUCCACCGGAGGAACCAAAGAUACCCGGCUCAGGGAGUCUGGUUCUGUAAGACCAAAUCCCGAUGGAACCGGAGCCGGGUUUGGAGAGGAGGGCUGGCUUCCCACGCCGGGGAGACACUCUGCGCUCUUCCAGCCCGGCCGGCACACGCAGAGUUGGGAUGGUACAUGGACACGCACCUCUAGACUUAACGGCUUUCCUGCCUGGAGUUCAUUAACCCACCACGCACCUUGGCUGGAGACGGCUCCACCAGCAGAAAGGAGAGUGGGAGUCACAGUGCAGAGGGUUUAUUUUUUUUAAUCCUGCAUUGCUUUUGCCUUAAUUACCCUCUCCGGUGACCUAAAAAUCCGGUGGGUUCCCAUUUGAUCCAAGUGGUCUUGCUGAAUUUUUUUUUUUUUUUUAAUAUGAUCCACGUGGCUUUGCAUUAGUCCCAGCGAUGAGGUUCGGGGACCCGCUGCCGGUGGGUUACUCUAGAAACACGUGGAGCUUGGGGACCGGGGCUGCGGCUCCCUCGCUUUGCACUAUUUAACACUAACUCCGAGCACGUCCGGCCGCACCGGGAGAGGGGCAGCAGCACAAACCCAACUGCAAACAUCAGGGCCGGUCCCUUCGAAGCCUUUACCCAGGUCAUCCCGCCCGCGGGUGUUGGAUGUUGGGGCGUUGUGCUUGGCGUGGCCGGUGGCAUCGCGUUUCUCACGGCGCGGCGCCCGCGGCUGCCCGGCUCAGAUAACCUUCAGCGUGGUGUUUACGGGAGGGUGGUAUAUACUAACGAGCUUUUUAUUUCCACUGCGGAGCGGGCUGCUGCUGCUGCUGCGGUUUUUCUGAGCGGAGGAGGCCGAGUGACGCCGCGGGGCUGGUGGGAUUACGUGUCCUGAGUCCUGGCACUGCUGGUCAGGUCAGGAUUUCCAGCCCCUUGGAUGAGGCGGCGGGGCAGGGGGUCUGCGGGUGACCCCACCUAGGGGACCGACACACAGGGAGCACGGCCUCGACUGAGCGUUUUGGGAAUGGCAAAGCCUGGAAGAGGCUCUUCACCCAACGACCCGUUAACGAAAGGCUUCCCAAAGCCAUGGCCGUGGACGCGGGGAGCAGGGCCAGGUCCCUGCAGCGGUCGUACCCCACCACCGAGACCCGGGCUGAGGGGGUGUCCCCAGCUCCAGCUCUGGGCCGAGGUGGGAUGAGCUGCACCCCUCCCGUGCUCUCUGCCGGGGAGGCCCCACACCGGAUUCCUCCCGCUCGCGCGGUCCCCGGCCUCGGCCCAGCCCCGCCGGCACCCCAGCACCCCAGCCCGGCCCCGUGGCUCCGGGAUGCCCGGUGGGCUCCUGCGCCGGAGAGCUCUGGCAUCAGCUCUGCCCCGAGGCCUUGGGAAGAAACUUCCGAGCGCUGGCGAACGCCCCGUCGCCCACCGCUGGGGCCAUCGGGAGCCCGGAGGUGACGUCCCACCCCCCCCACGCGACAGCCCCUGACCUUGCCGAGCACGCGCGGGGCCGGGUGGCUCGGGACCACCGAGGACCCUUCCAGCCUCCUCGUUUAAUCCCAGCGCCCGCUGCUCGGGAGGAGCGAAGCCAACGCCGAAGCCACGGGACGCCCCAGCUCCCGUCUGAAGCUCCAGAAGGAAAAUCCCGGUGGAUGCUGUGCCUUUCCAGUUGCACUUCGCGCUUUUUUAUAGCCGCUAGUCCAGACGUCUGCCCGCCCUCCCCCCAGUAACACUAACCCGUAGGCAAGGUAGAGGCAGGAGUUUUAAUCAGCACUUUUAUACACUAUCCCUCCAACGAAAUGGUUGUAUCGAAUCAUGAUGGACGGCAAGAAAUCGCAGGUUUAGGAAAUUUCUAAUGCUGAGAUGGCAAUAUUGUAUGUGAUGAAAUGUGUCUUUAUAAAAUAUAUUAUCUGUUCCUGCUCUGGUUUUAUAUAUAUAUAUAAAAAUAUAUAAAAUAUAUAUAUAUUCCUGGGUUUUUUCCCCAUAAAUUAACUAUGUCUAAAUUGAAUUUUGAUUUUUCAGCC